CAAAAAUGACGCUUGGAGGGGUUUGGAGUGGAAGACUCGGGACUCCAACUCAAAGUUGUGCUUCAACUGUGAAAUUUGCGGGAAAGGUGGAAAAAAGGGGAUUUGGUUUGGAUCUGGAUGAAUAGAAAAGGGCAUGUGCCGACGACGUCCAGCCUCCCUUCAGGUUUUUCUGAUUAGUUAAUGAGAGCUCGUCAUCAACACGCACGCACAUCUUGAGAAUCUAUAAGGGCCCGCAGAUGGCGAAGGUGAAACCGGUUGAAAAAAGCCACCUUCGAGCGCGGCAGAGGUUGGGAUCAAAAUGGUGAGCAGUGACAUCCGCCUGGAGGCUCUGUCGGUGCUGUGCAACACUCCGAUUACCUCGCGGCAGGCUCGGGCGUCUGGGCGCGGCCCCAGCCUGGCCUCGGCUCUGCCCAUGUCAGUGAAGGGCUUCGUGUCCGCAGCCAUGGGUCGCAGUGGCGCGGGUGACGAGGGCCUGGUGAUCGACGAGGACGAGUUUUUCGACAGCCAGUACGACUUUGAUUUCAGCAACCUGAAGGACACGCGCACCUACUACCGAGGAGGCGAAGUCUACCGCAGGCCGUGUGGAUGGCUGCGCUUUGCUCUCAAGGUCUGGGAUAAAUACCCAGACGGGAACGUGUGGCUGGGCGAGCGCGGCCACGGGACCACCACCUGCUCCAAACCCGGAGAAUGGCCCGUGUCCUACCAUGGCACCACCAAGAACGGAGCAAGGGCCAUCAUCGUCACCAAUUACCAGUGGCGCGGUGACGCGAGAGUUGAGCGGCAAAGGCAAGCGAGAGACGGCGAAAGAGCGCGGGAAACUCCCCCUGUUCCCGGCCAGGGGGACGAGAGAGGAAGAGGGUCCCGCCUCCAAAAUGUCCAUCAACCGAAGCGGGGGAUCUGGGGGUCCCCGUUUUUAGGCGUGAGAAGCCACCCCACCCCGCCCUGUUCUCCACUUUUGGAUCUACGGAGGGGGUGGGCGGGCGUGGGUCUCCCCCAUGGUCCCUCUGGCCGGCCGCUCGCCGCCGAAUCGAUUGAGCGCGCCAAGAUGGCGGUCGGCGGGUGCUACUUCCUGCCUUUCUUGAUGAUCAAGAGCUGCUGGCUGCAGGGGUCCGCCGGCCCGUCCGCCACCGCGGACCCGCAGCAGGAGUACGCCCACUCCAUCCGCCUGGACGGGGACAUCAUCCUGGGCGGCCUGUUCCCGGUGCACGCCCGGGGCGAGCGGGGACUGCCUUGCGGCGAGCUGAAGAAGGAGAAGGGCAUCCACCGCCUGGAGGCCAUGUUGUUCGCCAUCGACCUGGUCAACAAAGACCCCCAGCUGCUCCCCAACGUCACGCUGGGGGCGCGGGUCCUGGACACUUGCUCGCGAGACACCCACGCCCUGGAGCAGUCGCUCACCUUCGUGCAGGCGCUCAUCGAAAGGGACGCGGGCGACGUGCGCUGCGCCAACGGACAGACGCCCGUCUUCGCCAAGCCCGACAAGGUGGCGGGCGUCAUCGGGGCGGCGGCCAGUUCCGUCUCGGUCAUGGUGGCCAACAUCCUUCGGCUCUUCAAGAUCCCUCAGAUCAGCUACGCCUCGACGGCCCCGGAGCUGAGUGACAACACUCGCUACGACUUCUUCUCCCGCGUGGUUCCUCCGGACUCGUAUCAGGCUCAGGCGAUGCUGGACAUCGUCACGGCGAUGGGCUGGAACUACGUCUCCACGCUGGCCUCCGAAGGGAACUACGGAGAGAGCGGCGUCGAAGCCUUCAUGCAGAUCUCCAGAGAGUCGGGUGGCGUGUGCAUCGCCCAGUCCCUGAAGAUCCCCCGCGAGCCCAAAGAGGGCGCCUUUGACAAGCUGCUCCUGCGUCUGCUGGAAACGCCCAACGCCCGCGCCGUCGUCACCUUCGCCAACGAGGACGACAUCCGGCGGCUCCUGGACGCCGUCAAGCGCAACAACCUGACGGGUCACUUCCUGUGGGUGGGCUCCGACAGCUGGGGUACCAAAAUCUCCCCCGUGCUGCAUCAGGAGCCGGUGGCCCAGGGGGCCGUCACCAUCCUGCCCAAGCGGGCGUCCGUCCACGCGUUCGAUCGCUACUUCAAGAGUCGCUCGCUGGCCAACAACCGCCGCAACGUUUGGUUUGCCGAAUUCUGGGAGGAAAACUUCGGAUGCAAGCUGGGGACGCACGGCAAGAAAACGGGAGCGGCCAGAAAGUGUACAGGCCUGGAGAAGGUGGGCCGCGACUCUGCGUACGAGCAGGAGGGCAAAGUGCAGUUUGUGAUGGACGCCGUGUACGCCAUGGCGCACGCCCUGGACCGCCUUCACCGCCAGCUUUGUGCCGGCUACGCCGGCGUGUGCCCGCGUAUGGCCAACGUCGACGGCAGGGAGCUGCUGGCUCACGUCCGUGCCGUCAACUUCAAUGGAAGCGCCGGGACGCCGGUGACUUUCAACGAGAACGGCGACGCCCCCGGCCGCUACGAUAUUUUCCAGUACCAGAUCCACGAGCACUCCGGUCCCGAGUACAAGGUCAUCGGGGAGUGGACCAAUCGGCUCAGCCUCAACAUGUCGGCGCUGAAGUUCGCCUCUUCGGACAGCAUCGGCGCCCCCCCGCCCGCUUCGCGGUGCAGCGUGCCGUGCGGGCCGGGCGAGCGCAAGAAGGUGGUGAAGGGCGUGCCGUGCUGCUGGCACUGCGAGCGCUGCGAGGGCUACCGCUUCCUGGCCGGCCAGUUCUCCUGCCAGCCGUGCCCGUACGAACAGAGGCCCGACCGCAACGGCAGCGGCUGCCAACCCAUCCCGCUCGCCCGGCUGGAGUGGCGCUCGCCCUGGGCGCUGGUGCCCGUCCUCGUGGCCGUGAUGGGAAUCUCCGCCACCGCCUUCGUGUUGGCCACCUUCGUCCGCUACAACGACACGCCCAUCGUGCGGGCGUCCGGGCGGGAGAUGAGCUACGUGCUUCUGACGGGCAUCUUCCUCUGCUACGCGGCCACCUUCCCGAUGGUGGCGCCGCCCGGCGUCGCCGUCUGCUCCCUGCGCCGCGUCUUCCUGGGUCUCGGCAUGUGCUUCAGCUACGCGGCCCUGCUGACCAAAACCAACCGCAUCCACCGCAUCUUCGCCCGGGGGAAGACGGCGGUGGCGGCGCCCCGCUUCAUCUCGCCCGCCUCGCAGCUGCUCGUCACCGCCUCGCUGGUGGGCGUGCAGCUGGUGGGCGUGUCGGCGUGGUUUGCCGCCCUUCCGCCCCGCGCCCUGGUGGACUACGGCGAGCGGCGGACGCCCGACCCCCGCCGCGCGCGGGGGGUGCUCAAGUGCGACAUCUCGGACCUGGCGCUCAUCUGCUCGCUUGCUUACGGCAUGGUGUUGAUGGUCACGUGCACCGUCUACGCCGUCAAGACGCGAGGCGUGCCCGAGACCUUCAACGAGGCCAAGCCUAUCGGCUUCACCAUGUACACCACCUGCAUCAUCUGGCUCGCCUUCAUCCCCAUCUUCUUCGGCACGGCGCGGUCGGCCGAGCGGACGUACAUCCAGACGGCCACGCUGACCGUGUCGCUCAGCCUGAGCGCCUCGGUGUCGCUGGGGAUGCUCUACGUGCCCAAGGUCUACGUCAUCAUCUUCCACCCGGAGCGCAAUGUCCCCAAGCGCAAACGCAGCUUCAAGGCCGUCGUCACCGCCGCCACCGCGACCGGCAAACUCUCGCAGUUGGCGGCAGGGCGGCCCAACGGCCAAGCGAAGACUGAGCUGUGCGCGGGUGUGCAGGCCGUCGUUCUACCGACAAACGCCAACUUUGUCAGCGACGCCAACCACAACAUCUGAACCCAAGCCAAAUGGGACUUGAGGGACCGCCUCCAGAGUCCGGUUCAGUUCAGUCCAGAAACGCUGCGAGUAACUGACUAGAAUUGAAG
Molecule: messenger RNA, 3870 nt
Organism: Hippocampus comes (tiger tail seahorse)
Lineage: Eukaryota; Metazoa; Chordata; Actinopteri; Syngnathiformes; Syngnathidae
Product: metabotropic glutamate receptor 8-like
Exons: 14
Coding region: 299-3781 (1160 amino acids)
Biological process (GO): G protein-coupled receptor signaling pathway
Cellular component (GO): membrane
Molecular function (GO): G protein-coupled receptor activity
Source: RefSeq, a predicted model, not a curated record